This is a messenger RNA of Anoplopoma fimbria (sablefish), 2491 nucleotides long. It is a transcript of the gene tusc2b, whose product is annotated as tumor suppressor 2, mitochondrial calcium regulator b. NCBI's taxonomy places the organism in Eukaryota, Metazoa, Chordata, Actinopteri, Perciformes, Anoplopomatidae. The record is from RefSeq and is a predicted model, not a curated record. Gene Ontology annotation, biological process: regulation of mitochondrial membrane potential; inflammatory response. The transcript has 4 exons. The coding region runs from base 262 to 597 and encodes 111 amino acids. Gene Ontology annotation, cellular component: mitochondrion.
GAAGAAGAAGACAGAAGAAGCCAGAAGAAGAAGAAGGUGUAACGUUGGUUAGCAUAAACAGCUAGCGUAGCUGUGUGUCUUAUCUUGUAUAGAUUAAGCAACCCACCAAGACAAAUCCAUCAAAGAAUAUUUGAUACCUGCGAACACAUCAAACCCCACGUUAGGUUUCAUACUCUGAAGGUCACAUUUCAUCUGGUACAGUAACACUGUAACACCACUGGCAGUCGAGUGACCCAAGAAAAUUAUGUGCUGCAGCUGAAGAUGGGAGGUAGCGUCUCCAAAUCCAAAGGAUUUUGGCCUUUUUCUGGCUCAGGUAGUACGGACGAUCCAACCAAAGAUGGAAAUGAGCAGCCCAUGGCGAGAGUUCGAAGUUUCCAUAGUGCAACCCCUUUUGUGUUAACUAGAAAAAGCUCUAUGUACUUUGAUGAAGAUGGCGACUUGGCCCAUGAGUUCUAUGAAGAGACAAUUGUGACAAAAAAUGGACGUAAAAAAGCCAAGCUGAAGAGGAUUCAAAAAAACCUAACACCUCAGGGAAUUAUAAAGCUGGAGAUCCCUUGCAUCCAUGUAGAUUUCCCAGUUGUCCUCUGUGAAGCCUGAUGAUGUCCGAGCAGUGUCUCAGAGUAGCCACUGUGUCAACUCCGUCCUGUGGUUUCCCCUACAGCUGGAAGCCUGAACCACCUUUUAAAAUAACAUGAUCUCUUGAUAUAUUUGAUGCCCUUAUGUGGACCGGCUGAUGCAAUGUGUGCUGAGCCUCUGCAUGUGAUCUGUUUCGGCUUGUGUGCAGUUAGUCACAGAAUAGGUCACCAAUGGAGAACUAGAAGGGGGGUCAAGAUGGCAAAAACCUACUCAGUUUACAGGUCAUGGUUUGUGUGCAUGUAAGUGUGAAUGUGUGUGCAGACAUGGGAUGAAAUGUGACAGAGUCCUGAAUUUAGCUGCAGAUUGUUUUCUGGUAUGAUUCAUUGAACUCUAGGACUGUGAGGAGAAGGUAACCAAUUCUUUCCUCUGUCACAAUCAUAUCUCGUGCGGGAAAGUUUUAUGUGCACACUUUCGUUUUUUGACACCAUCAUGACUUGCUUUAUUAUGCAUGGAAAAGGAUCUGCUUAUCGGUAAUAGCCUAGGGAGUUGACAAUCAGUGGCCCACAAAAUCUCAAGUGGAUUAGUGUCAUAACGUCGGAUGGACCGGCUUCAAUGACCUCAGAUGAUGGUCAAGUGGUGGUCACAUGUACACAGCAGCAGUGAGUCUAGUAAGAGAACCUGUUGUUUCGUUUGCUGCUCUGGCAUACUAUCUUUCACUUUUAAUUUAUUAUAACUGUUUUUUAAUUACAUUAUCAAAUGCUAAACUGUGUCAUGGUCCUUUUUUUUUUUUAUAUCAAUACAAUUAAAAGGAAAAUUAAAGUGCAUUUAAUUUAUCAGAAGCUGUCAAGAUCAAAGGGGAAAGAUAAUUCAUGCACAUAUUUUAUAAUCUUUGCCUAAAUAUACUACUGGGGGAUCACAUUAUAUAAUUGAAAAGUGUGGAAGGCAUUUAAAUUGCUAAUUCAAUAAAAAAAAUUAUCUGAAAAUAAAUCCACUCAAGAUCCACUUACAAGUUUUUUCAAAUUUUUUUUUUUUUUAUCCCCCACCAUAUGACUGCCUGUAAUGACAAACAUAAGAAAGUCUGGGAAGUAGGUGGGAAAUAUUUACCUCAUUCCAAAUUUUAGGCUUUAAGGGGAUUUAGAUCCUGAUACACCACAUAUUCUGCUGAGUUAAACUGAAAUUGGAAGAAGAUGAAGGAAGUUACAGGAGGAAAUCUCUCUUUAUUAGCAUCAAAUAUGUCUUGCUAGGCUGACUUUGAAUUAUUUGGCAGGCUUAUCAGAGCUAUUUGUCAAAUUACCAACAGAAAGAAUUCAGCUUUUUGGGAAAUGUUACUAAACUGAACUGACGGGACCUUUUAACACAUGAAGUGGAAAUAACUCCACCGACCUCCACCUGUGAUGAAAUUAGCCACCUGCAUAGGCAAUUGCAAAGGCAAAACACCGGGGGGUAAAGUGUGUGUGUGUGUGUGUGUGUGUGUGCGUGCGUGCGUGCGUGUGUCUGCGUCUGCUAAUGAGGGCUGGGUUAGAGAGAAGUGAGGGGAAUGCAGUUUCCAUGGGAAAGGGUUUCCUACAAAGCUGUCUGUGAUAUUGUUCUCCUCGGAGGAUAAAGAGGGCUGUGCCAAAAUCCACUCCACUUUAUUGCUUCCAUGAAAUGAUUUUACUCUACACAAGUCUUUGUGCUGUUUUUACCUCUCUUAACUAUCUUUUUCAGCUGAGUCUGGGGGAGAUAUGGCAGUACAAUAACUUUUUGUUGUUUACUUUAACAAAGCUGUAAUAAUAUGCAAGGCUGUGAGGUAAAUUGCAGUACUGAGGUUAAAAGAAAAGAUUUGGCUCAGCAAACCAUCCAUCCUCUUGCUUCGCUUGCAAAAGUCUGAGCGCAUUAAGAAGAAAUUAAAGUAAGCUAUUAUUCACAGAAACCA